Molecule: messenger RNA, 906 nt
Organism: Enterobius vermicularis (human pinworm)
Lineage: Eukaryota; Metazoa; Nematoda; Chromadorea; Rhabditida; Oxyuridae
Source: the annotation of a GenBank genome assembly
AUGGCUCAGAUCAAUAAUGUUGAGAAGGGCAAACAGCAGCGAAGUCGUUAUUCUUACAAACCACGGGAAGCUGCUUCUGUUUCUGAAGAAGAAGCCGUCCCUUAUUUACGGGUAGGUAUCGUUGAAUUGGCCAUAAAACCAAUGAAAAGCGUUUUUUCUACGGCAGGCUGUUCAGGAAGUCAAAAUCUUGACGAAAUUCCUUUAGUACCCACAUGCGCAGAUGAGUUUGCAAGCCAGGGAAAUGGUGAUGAAGUUGCCUUGGAAAUUGCUGUCGCCAUCCCUAGACAGUCGGAGAAAAAAAGGAGUGUUGAAAGCAAGCGCUUUCCUGACGACGCGCUUAUUACUUCAGCGAACGAAAACAGAAGUAAGGAAAGAAAACGUGGUUUUACAAACGAAAGUUCCAAGGAAACGGAUGUUCAGAAAGGUCUGUUUUUAGAAGUCCAGGGUUUGGAUACCUGUGGUGCAAGAUAUUAUUUCAUUAAGGGCCUUCAACAUGGUUCGAAAGUGAGGAUUGUCGAGGGAAAGAAAAAAGAACUGAAAGAUGAAGGAUCUUCACUAAAACCGUUAAAGUGCAAAAAGUGUGGAAGUAACGUGCGCAUGGUAAAUAAAUUCCGGGAGGAUGGCCUUUGGAGGUUGGAAUGCCGUAAUGUUGUUUGUUUGAAAUUUCUUGGAUACGUACCAUUUGACCUCGACUACUACGAAGAACUUAAUAAUCAGUAUGAAGAAUACUUAAAGAAACGCUGCACGUCCCACCAUAAAAAAAAACGUCCUGCAGAAUUAAACGGAGGCACAAGUAAACACGGCAACAGUGAAAUUUACGAUUCUGACUCCAGUAUUGAAGUCAAUGAAAGUGGUGAAUUAUGCGUUUCAUGUCCCGGACAAAUAGAGAAGGCAGUUCUUUUUUAG